Messenger RNA from Emiliania huxleyi CCMP1516, 798 nucleotides. RefSeq lists its product as hypothetical. NCBI's taxonomy places the organism in Eukaryota, Haptophyta, Isochrysidales, Noelaerhabdaceae. Gene Ontology annotation, molecular function: protein kinase activity; ATP binding. The annotation marks the transcript as partial. The record is from RefSeq and is a predicted model, not a curated record. Gene Ontology annotation, biological process: protein phosphorylation. The transcript has a single exon.
AUGAGGUGCUACGCGACUGCGUUGGUUCUCGCCGCGGUCGCGACUGUCACCCAAGCCGGUGUCCACAUCAUCGCGGAGCGCGAGAUCGUGUACGGCAGGCUGCUCGGCUCCGGCGGCUUUGCUGACGUUUACAAGGCCACGUGGAUCAAGGACCGCGGCAGCUACGGCCUAACAGCGAGCGGCGGCGGAGCCGGCAGCGGAGGCAGCGGCAGCCGCUGUAGCUGCGCCGGCGGCGCUGCAAACGGAGGCGGCAGCGGAGGCGGCAGCGGCAGUGGGAGCAAUGCAGGUGGCAGCGGGUGUGGGGCCGGCGCGCCGCGAGAACAGCCGCAGUUGCAGCAGUCGCAGUCGUCCUCCGGGGAGCCGGCAAGCGACAGCAGCGGCGGCGCCUGCGCCGGGGAGGGGCCGGUCCUGCCCCAGGUCCGGCUGGCGGUUGCCGUCAAGCAGCUGCACGCGGCGCCGCAAGACACGCGAGCCAUGCGGUCGUUUUGCCAGGAGGUUGGGCUGAUGGGCCGGCUCUCGCACCCAAAUUUGGUGAGGCUAUACGGCGCCACCGUCUCGCCCGACGGCUCCCUCGGCAUUGUCACCGAGCUCCUCCCUCGCGCGUCGGUCUUUGCACUCUUGCACCCGAGGGGCGCGCGCGGUGCCGCCGGCGACACCCCGCCCCCCCUCCCCUUGGUAUGGCGGCUGCUGCGGGGCUGCGCGCGUGGGAUGGCGUACCUCCACUCCCUCAACCCGCCCAUCAUCCACCGGGACCUGAAGUCGCAGAACCUUCUGCUCGCCGAGGACUACACCUUGAAG